Molecule: messenger RNA, 6345 nt
Organism: Porites evermanni
Lineage: Eukaryota; Metazoa; Cnidaria; Anthozoa; Scleractinia; Poritidae
Source: the annotation of a GenBank genome assembly
AUGUUUUAUGUCAACUUCAUGAUCGAUCAAUUUUCCUACCUGAAUAUCACAAGUAUUGGACGGAAUCUUAUUCAAGACGAAAACGAUUGUGGCUACGCCUGUCUAGAAAUUCCAUCCUGUUUUUCGUACAACGUGGCUGCCUUCCCUGACGUCAACGGCAAACUUCUGUGCGAACUCCUGUCAUCGGACAAGUAUAACAACUCAGACAAGUUCAACGCCAGCAAAGAGUUUCAUCACUUCUUUAUUCCGGUGAGUCAAACGUCUAAAUGAUGAAAAGUGUUUCGUUCUAUAACCCUUUUGCUGCCAAAUGUGGCAAAAGGCGACAAGAAUUUCCAAAUUUUGUUUUGUAAAAUGCUGAAAAUACGAAUAGCACCGUGUGAAAGUAAAGGCAGGGAGGUUUUAUUUGAAUGGUAACUUCACAGAAUUUUGUCCGCAGGUUACAAAACUCCAUCAUUCCCUCUGACAGUGAGAGAGUUUUAAGAAUAAAUGCUCAAUAAUCCUCUCCCCUUAUCGGGCUUUUCAUGCAGGGUUAAUGAAACAAAUGCUAAUUCAAAGGAAACGUAACAUGGUUAAGAAUCCCAACUGGUAGGAGGCGAACCAUUUGGCUACUUAAAAAAAAAUUGGGUUAAGCAUUUAAACACUGGACUAACGAGAACAAUCAAGCAAGUGGACAGAGUGCAUGGUACUUGAACUCGGGGCCUCCCCAUUACAUGUCCAGUUUAACCAUCCAACCACGCUGCCUUCUCCGUUUCAUGGGAACACUGUGUAGAUAUUGUUCUAAUUUCUCUCCAUAGCUACAAUGUUAUGGGCUUUGGAUGAUCGAAUUCUGGAAGGGGGGAGGCACUCAGAAUUCUCUUUACUUCCAAUACGAAAGAAAAAAACAAAACAAAACAAAACAAGAGAGUGAGUUCUCUGGAACUAUAUGUAUCUAAAAGACACCUUAGUUAUUUCUAUUUGUAAAAUUAACGCUAGUGAAAUGUUACACCUGCGAACUGCCAGCUUCCAAUGCCCAGUCAUGCUUCUUCAGUUCGUUAAACAGAAAUUUGGAUGAUCCGAUUAAGUUUAUGAGGCAGACUGGUUCAAACUUAAUCUCUCCACUGAAAUACAGUUUUCUCCAUUAAAAAGCGUUCGAUAGUUCGCUUAAACACAUUUGGUUAAAUCAUGGAUUAUUAUUAUUAUUAUUACUAUUAUUAUUAUUAUUAUUAUUAUAUUUUAUUUUCAGUAACAACAUAUUUUGAAGAAUCAGUAUAGAGUCUGAAAUUUGCGAAAUUUUGCUUUAAGAAAUAAACCCAAAGCUGAAAUUUUGAAAAAGAUAUAGUUUUGUGUGUUAAAAACUCUGUUAACAAGACACAAUUAUGUUUUAACGGCAUAAGCUAUAAUUUAAGAUAUUUUCCGCCUAAAAUCGGAAAAAAAUGUAUUCAGCCUGGGCUGGAAAAACGACAUUUUAUUUAAAUAAAAAAUGACACCCUCCUAAUGUUGGCGAUGCCCUCGACACUAAGACUUUCCCUUUAUGCUACUCUGGGCCCGGUUGCAUAAAACGUCCGUAACAACUACGGGUAUACGUACAUGCACUCUAACUUAAGUCAGUUGCAUGAANUUCAAACUUAAUCUCUCCACUGAAAUACAGUUUUCUCCAUUAAAAAGCGUUCGAUAGUUCGCUUAAACACAUUUGGUUAAAUCAUGGAUUAUUAUUAUUAUUAUUACUAUUAUUAUUAUUAUUAUUAUUAUAUUUUAUUUUCAGUAACAACAUAUUUUGAAGAAUCAGUAUAGAGUCUGAAAUUUGCGAAAUUUUGCUUUAAGAAAUAAACCCAAAGCUGAAAUUUUGAAAAAGAUAUAGUUUUGUGUGUUAAAAACUCUGUUAACAAGACACAAUUAUGUUUUAACGGCAUAAGCUAUAAUUUAAGAUAUUUUCCGCCUAAAAUCGGAAAAAAAUGUAUUCAGCCUGGGCUGGAAAAACGACAUUUUAUUUAAAUAAAAAAUGACACCCUCCUAAUGUUGGCGAUGCCCUCGACACUAAGACUUUCCCUUUAUGCUACUCUGGGCCAGGUUGCAUAAAACGUCCGUAACAACUACGGGUAUACGUACAUGCACUCUAACUUAAGUCAGUUGCAUGAAAUCACUUAAGUGCUCCACUUAGGAAGUUCACUUAAGUGGGUGCCCUUACGAUUUGCAUAAGUGUUCACUUAAGUGUCGUUUAUGCAACAGAAAUUGCGGGUGUUGCAUAAAACGUUUUUUACGGGAAAAAUAGCACGUAAAUUUACGGGACCCAUGUAGAUCCCGUAUCGUUACUGUUUUUACUUAAGUUGACGAGAUCUUUUACUGAGAAGUGACAUAAACGACAUUAACUUGACUGGGAAAAUUUUAGUGUAUUAGAUAGAUGGUCGCUUAUUGGAGGUGGUCGCUUACGAGAGGUGAUGGCGCAUGGAGGCUUGAUUGUUUGAUAUUUUCGAUUGUGAAGUAAAAGUUAGUCUUGAAUCUUGCCUCCAUUUCUACAUAUAAAACCUUCAGUUGUUUAUAAACCAUGUAAAAUCUCUACACGGAAGUUGAAUAAAUCCAGCUGGACAUGUAAAUGAGAUCCUUGCUAAGUGAUGUAAAACAUGUUGUUUGUUGUUCUUAAUGGAGGAUAUGUCAUUACGGCUGCAUCGACACGAUCGUCGAAUAUAUUUGUAGUUAGCUGAUGUCUGAUAAAAAUUCCAGGAAUUUGUAUUUCAAAACCUUGUAGAUUAACAGCUAGAAGACUGAAUUCAAUUCAGAGUUAUUAACCUCUUCUAAAAAACAAUCAGUGAAAUCAGAUGCUCUUGUUUGCGUUAGCUACAUUAACUAAGACCUGGGCCCGGUUGCAUAAAACCUGCACUUAAGUGCUCACUUAAGUAGGUCACUUACGAAUCCGUUAUGGGUACACUUACGGGUGUUGCAUGGAACACACUUAGCACUCUCGUAAGUUACUGUUUUACGUGGUAACUGCCAAUCGCAGGAUGUUGUUAUGGCAACGCAAACUAAAAACCACAAUCGCCACGAGUAAUUAUGAAACCUCUUGUAUUUCGUCGUUUUUAUAGCAGUUUUCCUUAGAAAUGAACCCUAUUUCUAUCACUGAAACUUUCCGACUUUAUUUUAUUAUUAUUUUUUAAGCUCUGCUAUCUUUCACUAGCAAACCGACGCCGUACUACAAUCUGUAAAGCCAUGAGCAUUAAAUUUUAACAGUUUGAAUAGGUGACCACUUUCGCAAGAACCAAUACACAAAACGAUUACCUAGAAAUAUACAAUACUUGGUCUUUAAAUGAAUUCUCUAGGUUAAUUCAGUAACGAAAUGUUUAGCGAUUAUUCUAGAGGGAAUUUGUAUCGUGGAUAGUAGCGCUUUUAAAAAUGAUUAAUCCUUAAACCUAGACUAGAACCAAAUAAAGGUUUGUACAAAUGGUGACGUUUAGGCGCAGUAGUAAGGGCGCUGGGCCCGGUUGCAUAAAACGCCCGUAACAACUACGGGUACGCGUACGCGUACGUGCACUCGUAACUUAAGUCAGUUGCAUUAAAUUACUUAAGUUGUCCACUUAGGGAGUUCACUUAAGUGGUUGCACUUACGAUUUUUGUAAGUGUUCACUUAAGUGUCGUUUAUACAACAGAAAUUGCGGGUGUUGCAUAAAACCUUUUUAACGGGAAAAAUAGCACGUAAAUUUACGGGAACAAUUUACUGUUUUUAUUAAACUUAACGAGAUCUUUUACUGAGAAGUGAAAAAGAGUAUUUGUCUUCACGUUAUUCGUUCUAAUGCGCUUUGUUAACCUCUGAUGUACACUUUAAAGCCGACGUUGUGAAAAAAGAAGAACUAUCAUUUUCAGUAGAUAUUGAAGAAAAAUAACGUCUGGAUGCAAAUUUCAUUUUUUUGAGAGGCUCAAAAGUGUUCGAAACGACUUAAAACUUUCUUUACACUCACCGAUGGUUAGCUUAAAAAAAAAGAAAAAGAGUGAUGGGUACACUUACGGGUGUUGCAUGGAACGCACUUAGCACUCUCGCAAGUUUCUGUUUUACGUGGUAACUUACGGGCUCACUUAAGGGGACACGUAACCUUGAUAUAGUACUUUAUUAAUGAUUCACUCUUUUUUUUUAAAGCUAACCAUCGGUGAGUGUAAAGAAAGUUAAAAGUCGUUUCGAACACUCUUAAGCCUCUCAAAUAAUGAAAUUUGCAUGCAAACGUUAUUUUUCUUCAAUAUCUACUGAAAAUGAUAGUUCUUCUUCUUUUUUCACAAAAGUGUACAUCAGAGGUUAACAAAGCGCAUUAGAACGAAUUAGGUGAAGACUUUUUUUCACUUCUCAGUAAAAGAUCUCGCUAAAUUUUGUAAAAGCAGUAACGAUACGGGACGUACAUAGGUCCCUUAAAUUUACGUGCUAUUUUUCCCGUAAAAAAAGUUUUAUGCAACACCCGCAGCUUCUAUUCUAUAAACGACACUUAAGUGAACACUUACGAAAAUCGUAAGUGCAACCACUUAAGUGAAUUCCCUAAGUGGACCACUUAAGUGAUUUCAUGCAACUGACUUAAGUUACGAGUGCACGUACGUGUACCCGUAGUUGUUACGGACGUUUUAUGCAACCGGGCCCUGGACCACAUUUCCUAGUCGUUCCAUGUAAGGGAGUCUGGAUUCCGAAAUCCGGGAAAUUUUUGCUUGUGGAAUCCGGACUCCAGGAAAAAUUUGCUUGUGGAAUCUGGAAUCCUGGGCUUUGGAAUCGGGAAUACCGCUCGAGAAAUAUGAAAUCCCACUAACGAUUGGAAUCCGGAAUCGAAGUUCCACCGGCAAAGACUGGAACCCAGUACCUGGAAUCCGGAAUCCAAGGCGUGGAUUCCAGAAUCCACGACUGUCUUGGAUUCCCUAGCCUGCGUCGCAGACGUAAUUUAACCCCGGUUAGUAAUGUCUGCAAAGCAGACAUUAUUCCAAAUCCUUAUUCUGGGCCCCCAAUGGACUCAACGAAUUACCGGAUAUGCCUUUGGAAUUUCCUUUCAAUCUGAUUGGCAAAUAUACAAUGGCCUUUUUUAACAGGCUAAUAUAUCAUGGCGCGUACUCAAAUCCUGGUACACAGGUUGAGGCCUAACUAGAACUGUUUAGCAGACGGACUUAGCCAAAGUUUAGUUUUGACUGUGGCGCAGGCAAAGAUUCCCUUACAUAGGGCGAUCCUAGCCUGUGUAACAGGCGGUAAUUUUGGUUUAUUUUUCCUUGCGUUUCGUAAAGUAAGAUCUCAAACGAGAAAAUGAAGGGGGCCAGAAAAAGAAGGCAAAGAAAACAUCGUUUUCUUGUGUGACUUCUGAUUUGCUUUUACGCUGCGUAAGUCCAGUAAAUGCUACUAAACUUAACUCUCGGACGUACGCGCAAAUUCAUACCCCCACCGUGGUACAACGGGGGGGGGGGAAGAGUUUUUGAUAUGUUGCAGUAUUUCGAAACGAUUUUACCUUUAAUGGAAAGCCUUUGAUCUUCUUAACAAGAUAAGGUAUAUUUUAUGGGUGGUGGCGCUACUGGAGGCCCGUGACGUCACCAACAAUGGUCGCAUAUUGUAUUUUACCAAGAAUUAGAAAUCAGGUUAAAACAGCGAGAAGUAGUAGUUUUUUGUGCUUUACAUGAAAAAUAACACAUAAAUAAGCACUUUGCUUCAUUUUGGCCACAAGAUUUACUUUUAUUGUUGAAAUAAGUUAAAAAACAUGUAUUCUCACCUAAAAAUGGCUUGACCACCUUCUACUAAUGACGUAAUAUCUCGUAACCAUAGCAACUGACCAUCACUGAACCUGUCUCAAAAUGUACGCGAGGGAUGAAUGAACAGCUACUGAAAACGUCAGGUCCUGAUGUUUUAUCCUCUAGAAAGAAAUUCAAAAAAAACUUACGGGGGGCAUCCACCCCCCCGCCCUCUCCCUUGUACGUCCGAGGGUUAACUUUGGGCUCAACUUGGUCAAUGAAAGUCGAUUGCUGAAUUUCCGUCUAUUUUUUUUAAGGGGGAUGGGCCAUUAACCCCAUGACCUAGCUCCUGGAGGGCCAGGCGCGGCAAUUUGUCUCGCCUAUUUUCACCUAAAAGCUACCCAGCAUGGUUGAACCCACCAGGAACCAAAUUACAAGGUCCCCACUAGUAUUAUCAAGGCACACAAAUCUCCCGACCACGUUUGUUUUGCGUUGCGUUAAUUGAUACUUUGACUUUGCCAUUCAAUGGUCGUUACUAAGAGCUAUAUGCUUUCCUCUGUGUAGUCUUCGUGCGACAAUUCACCCUGUAAGAGUUCUGGUAAAUGUGUUCCCCGGUACCAGGAAAAUGGAUAUAAGUGCAUCUGCGUGAAGGGAUUCACCGGAAAAAACUGCGAAACGAGUAAGAAUUACUAUUAG